Molecule: messenger RNA, 2142 nt
Organism: Prunus armeniaca (apricot)
Lineage: Eukaryota; Viridiplantae; Streptophyta; Magnoliopsida; Rosales; Rosaceae
Source: the annotation of a GenBank genome assembly
AUGAGAAUGUCCUCCAUCUGUUCUAGAAUACCUUCGUCUUGGGUCCACAUUGGUUUGGUUAUGUUCCUCCUGAAAUGGUGGGACCUGUUCAAAGAUGACGCCGAAGCUCCCCUAUGUUUCGAAAGUUCUCCUGCUCUGGCUCCUCAUUCUUGGGUUAGCAAGAACUUGAGCCAUUCAUUCCCAUCUAGUGAAGUGAGAAACAGUCCAGUCAAGUGGGCUAACUGGAUUGACAGGCUUCUUCCCCGGCUUGGGGCUCACUGGAAGCGGGCUGCUCUCUGCUUCUGGAAUUUUGCCAGCAAUACCCUUGAUUUUCGUGUGGGGCCGAUGUCACCAACCCUGCUGGAUAUGGCUCAGAUCUUUGGAUUUAGGCCCCAUGGAAGACCUGUUGAUGCUAUUGGGGACUAUCAUCGAAGGAAAAACCAAGAAAAGCUGUCCAAGCCUUUCACCAUUUCUCCAGCCGUGAUCAACCAGAACUGUUCUUUCUCCAAUUAUCUGAGGAAGUUCAGUGUUGAGAAGGACAAGGAUCAGCAACACAUGUUGUUCCUCCUGUACUGGCUGAACAGCUCAUUUGUUCAAGAAUCUGCACACUGCCACCCUGGAGAAUCCUCUCAAUCUGUCUGCCCCUGGCGUGUUCUGGAUGAUCCAAUCUGGCUGCAAGUUUAUUUCCCGGAACUGAGGUUUCCGAAUAUAGUUCUCCCUGAAGACCAAAUUCUGGCCCUACCUCUAAUGUCAGCAGAAGUGCCCAAUAGAUCGAUUGACGAGUACCUGAUGUUCUUCAGACAUUGUACUAAGAGGAAGAAGUUCCUGAGGGUUACCUUGCCCAAAGAUCUGCCUCAUGGAGGAGGGAAACCUCCAAAUUACCAUUUGGGGGAAGAAGUCUAUCACCCUAAUUUCUGUGCAAGACAACUAGGCUGCCCCCAACUAUUCCGCUUAAAUCAUACAGAAGCUGCAAUAGGGUUUCUUCCUGGAGGGAUGCAGAUGACUUGGAGGUCCACAAGGAUGCCAGGUGUGCAUUCUGCCGAGUUUGACGCUUGGUUGAAGGCUAGAUUCCGUGAUCUGCCUGCUUCUAGUACUGCACUUCAUGUCCUUUUUAAUGGCUGGGACAACUGGACUGUCCAUACAGAAGAGGAGACUCAUAAAUUUAUGGUGCAGAUCAUCAAAGAUAUCAAUAUGCAAGUUAUAGAAGAUCCUUCUCUGACGAAGAACAUUGGCAGCCAAUCUGCCCAGAGUGGAGAAUCACCUCGGUUAUUGCUGCUGGGGAUCUGGAGCUGCCCUCUUGGGAUGGAGAAGAAGAAGAAGAAGAAGAAGAUCAGGCAGAACAGACUCAUGUUGAGGCCACCUCUUCUGCUAGAAGAAAGAGAAAGGAAACUGCCUAACCUGGGACUCCAGGUAUAUUUUGACAUUGGAAGUCCCUCUCCUCCCCCUACUAAGUCAAAAAGACUUAGAAAGAGGAUUGUAGAGGAGUAUAUGGCCUCGGAGGGAACUGGGGCAGAUGAUGAGCUGAGAGAGGCUUUUGAAGCUGUGGAGCAAGAGAAAGAGCUGGAAGAGCUGGACGAAGUAAGAGAGGGGCCUGAGGAGAAGGAAAUCCCUGCCGAGGUCAUAGCAGAGAGCAUUGCCUUCGCUCAUAAGCAACAUGAGAAACAUGAGGAUAUAGGGGCAGGGCUGACUAGUUCAGAGUUGGCCCUGUUUGAGGAUCCAUGGGCAAAACAUUCUACUGCUGUUCCAGCAGCUGAGGAACAAACGGAGCAAUCUGCAUCCGAGCCUGUGAAGCAGGCAGAACUACCUGCUGCCCCUGAACUAAUGUCCUUCCAGGUAGAACUGCCCAGGUCUGCUGGCGUUCUGGCAGUGAUGACCAGUCCCUUGAAGCCUCCAAUUGUUGCUAUGCCUAUUCAUUCCCUUCCAGGUUCAUCUGCUAUGGCCUCCUUUGCUGAUCCAGAACUGGCAGAGUUUGAAACCAUGGAUUUAGAUGCACAACUAGAUAGAUUGGAGAUGCUUAGCUCUCCUGUAGGCAAGGCAAAAUCCAAGGCAGUGGAGGAGGCUAUAGAGAGGCUGAAGAUCUGGCAGUUUACUGAACUGGAGCUGGAUGAGGAUAAGGAAGCUAUUGACCAGCUGAUGAAGGAUCUGGACCUGCUGCACAGAUAG